UUUGGUUUUCGACAUGGUCGGUCUUUUUUUUUUUGUUUUACUGGUGAAAAAAAAACAUAGGCCAGAAGCUUCUUCCUCUUUUUUUUUAAUUCCUAACCCCCACUCCAUUUGAUAUUUGACCAUCAUGCUUCGCGCUGCUUUCACUGGUGUUGUUUCCCGCGCAACUGUCGCUCGCUCCGCUGUUGCCGUCCGUCCCGUUGCCAUGGGCGUGAGCAAGCGUUUCUACUCUGCCGGUCACGAAGAUGAGAGCUUUGAAGCUUUCACUGAACGUUACGUCAAGUUCUUUGAUGGUGUUGAGGAUCUCUUUGAACUCCAACGCGGUUUGAACAAUGCUUUCGCUUACGAUCUUGUUCCUGCUCCCUCUGUGAUUGAGUCUGCUCUCAAGGCUGCUCGUCGCGUCAACGACUAUGCUACCGCUGUCCGCGUCUUCGAGGGUCUCCAGGCUAAGGUGGAGAACAACAAGCAAUACGAACAGUAUCUCGAGGAGCUGGCCCCUCUUAGAAAGGAAUUGGGUAUCUUGACCAAGGAGGAGAUGGGUUUCUAAAGCAUUGACGGAAAACAAAAAAUUGUGCAAAAAAGAAUAAUAUUAUAUUCAUCCUUUGUGAUGGUGGUUGAUUGUUUGAAUGGGCUGAUUUUCUGUCUCCCAUAAUUCUUUUUUUUUAUUUUUUCCGUUUUUUUACAAUUUCUCCGUUCAAGGAAUGAAAAAAAAAACCAAAAAACCUCAUUAAACUCAUUCACUAGAAUUUCUUAUUUAUAUAACACAUCGUGUAUUUAACAAAUAACAAAACCAGUGAUUUCCCCUGAACGAGAGCAUCAAAGAUGAAGAAUGACCAAUGUCAAGAAAGAAGUAGGCUUAGGCAAAGAAAAAUUCCG
Messenger RNA from Radiomyces spectabilis, 873 nucleotides. RefSeq names its product cytochrome c oxidase subunit VA-domain-containing protein. The transcript is spliced from 2 exons. Gene Ontology annotation, cellular component: mitochondrial inner membrane. The coding region runs from base 125 to 544 and encodes 139 amino acids. Gene Ontology annotation, biological process: mitochondrial electron transport, cytochrome c to oxygen. Lineage: Eukaryota; Fungi; Mucoromycota; Mucoromycetes; Mucorales; Radiomycetaceae. The record is from RefSeq and is a predicted model, not a curated record.